This is a messenger RNA of Aureobasidium subglaciale EXF-2481, 7857 nucleotides long. RefSeq lists its product as uncharacterized. Bases 1 to 7857 code for a protein of 2618 amino acids. The record is from RefSeq and is a predicted model, not a curated record. The transcript has 2 exons. Gene Ontology annotation, cellular component: 90S preribosome; nucleolus; small-subunit processome. NCBI's taxonomy places the organism in Eukaryota, Fungi, Ascomycota, Dothideomycetes, Dothideales, Saccotheciaceae.
AUGUCGAGGGGAAGCGCUUCAAAUGGGCCCAAGUCGGCCAAGACGGCCACAAAGGUCGUCAAAACACAAAGAAAGAAGAAGUCGACACCGUCGAGUCGACGACACCAUUUCGAAAGAUUCGCCCAGAGGAUCUCAAAGAUGAAGAUUGACCCGCUUCGUCGCACUCGGCGAGGAGUGGGUGCAGAGGGAAGCCACGAGCUGGAGGGAGAGUCAUCAUACUUCCGUACCGCGCUGGAUGAAUGGAAGGACCUCAACUUGUCCGAGAACUUUUCGGCCUUCGCCAAACAGAUCUACAACAUCUCUGACACUCUGGCCAUGGUCAUCUUCCACGAGGAGGCCAUCAUGGACAACUUGAUCACAUACAUCACAAAGGGAGAUGUCAUGUCUCUCGAACCCCUGCUCGCCCUCCUAUCACACUUCGCACACGACCUCGAUGUCCGCUUCGAGAAGCACUUCCAAAGAGCUGUCGCAACCGUCGCACAUGUCGCAGCCAGCAACGCCGAGCCCGAGGUCGUCGAGUGGUCCUUUACCUGCCUCGCCUUCCUCUUCAAGUACCUUUCGCGCCUAUUAGUCCCCGAUCUCAGACCUCUGUACGACCUCAUGUCGCCAUAUCUAGGAAAGCAAAAGCAGAAGCCCUACGUCGUCCGAUUUGCUUCGGAAGCAAUGAGUUUCCUAGUGAGAAAGGCUGGAACCACAUACCACAAGAGCAAGGAACCGUUGGAUACUAUUGUCGACCACAUGCUCAACGACUUUGCCUCAAACGAGACGGCCUCAGACGACUUGUAUUCUCAGGGUUUGAUGGCCUUGUUCACGGAAUCUAUCAAGGGAGUACAAGGCACGCUCCAUUCAGGAGGAAACACUGUUCUGCAAUGUUUGACCAGAUUCUGCUUCAACGCUAACCACUCAGAGUUCCUCAAAAGCAGGUCAUUGCAGAUUCUCAGAGGCUCCCUGAUCAGUGUCAUUCAUCACACUACUCCCGAAACUUUCGAGUCGGUCCAGGAGGCUAUCUUCGAAUUCACAGAUCCCAAGUAUGAGGACGCAGUAGAAAAUCUGGACGCAGCGAACACCCUCCUCUUCACCGCGGCAUCCGUUCGUAAGGGCAGCAGAAUAUCGGACUGGCCGACAUACGUCAAGCGCGUCACAAGCAUGAUCAAGAAUGCCGACAAAGCCUCGAAGCAAGUUGACUCUGACACAUUGACUGCACUCUUAAACACGCUGGCCGUGGUACUUAAUUAUGGACCCUUCGAUGCAGUCCUCCAGGAGCUUGCUAUCCUCGACACCAUUAGCCGUGGCAAGUGGAUCGGCCAUUUCCUUCCUUUCUGCAACAUCUUCGCAGAACUUAACCAGGAACGCUUCCAAAGCUUCGUGUUGCCAAUCUUCCAGAAAUUCAUCGUCAAUCACUGGAAGGAGAAUGAGACGGCCCUUUGCGCAAUGCUUCCCUCUAUGUCUCGCAAGAACACAUUUGCUAAAACACCUUUGCAAUGUCCUCUGGAGUGGCAAAAGGUCAUGCUGCAACGACUAAAGAAGGCUCAAGGGAAAACGAUACCAGAUGACAAGGAAACUCUGCACAUGAGUAACGGUCAUCUGGCAUCUGCAGCAAAGUCAUCAUCUUCCGAGAUUGGAGGCUGGGAUCUUUUCGCUCUAGGCCAAGGUUUCCAGUACAUUUCGGACGAGUUUAGUGAGAUACUUCAGGACAAGCGACUUGCAGAAGCUUUGUGCUCUGCCUCCACGCGGUGCAAAAAGCUUGUGCCUUACUGGACUGCGUUGAACUCGGUCUUGCAGAAGGCCGACAUCGCAUUUACCGGAGAACAAAUGGACUCUCUUGUUGUCAAUCUAAUCGAGUGUUUGAAGACACCAAGUCACGACCUCAGACUCUCCGGGUUACGGAUAUUACACACGAUUUAUGAAAAGAGACAGCAAGAUGUUCCUGAGUUGCUGACGCAUGCUCUCUCAAUCGAAGAUACUCCACCAAGUGUGCAGACCGCCCGCUUCAUCUCGUCACAGAUCCGAAGGCUAGCUCUCGGAUAUCCCGAUGUUCUUUCCGACCCAGUACUGUCUAAGGCUAUUCCCACCUACUGUUUUGGUCUCCUGCACAUUCAUCUUGCGCAAGCCUGGGAAGACUCCAUCGCAGCGCUGAAGGAAAUGACUGCGCAUGGCGAGGCGGAAGAGCUCAUCACCGGCACGAUUACGCAGUGGCUCCAGGGUCAUGCGGACGCAGAAGGUGGUGCAGUACAAGCAGAAGCAGCGCCAGACCGAAGCAUCGAGCAUGUCAGCUCCGACUUCGAGUGUUCAAACAUGAACCAGAUUGAAAAAGAUAUCGAGAUUUCCGAGGCUCUUUUCGCAGAUCUUCACCAAGGAAUUGAAAACCAGUUCAAGAGAGACCAUAUUCAAACAGCAGUGGCUUCUCUCUCCGAGCGAUCACAAGCACUCCGCGCCUUGAACUCUAUGCCACAGUUGGCAGAGAAACGCUCACGCCUUUUGGUUCCCGUAUUGCUAGAAUGGGCAGGUGACGAGAGUGAAGCGCAGGAAGAAGAGGAGACUGGGAACACUCGCCAUUGGGGUCGCAAAGACCAGAAGGCCAUGCUCGGCGUCUUCGCCCAAUUCCAGAACCCCAGAGUAUUGUUCAAGGCAACUGAAGUUUACCAGGCUUUACUAAAUCUCCUCACCAACGGUGACAACGAGAUCCAGAAGUCUACCCUUAAGGCGAUUCUUGCCUGGAAAACACCCAGCAUCAUCAAGUACCAAGAGCAUUUGCUGAAUUUCCUCGACGAUGCGAGGUUCAGAGAAGAAGUGUCUGUGUUCCUUCGUCUUGAGGAGGAAGGCGACGCUAUUCGAAGCGCUGAUUGUCCCGAGCUAAUGCCAGUCCUCUUGCGCAUCCUAUACGGUAAAGCGGUAACAAGAGCUGGCUCGGCAAGUGGCAAGCGUGGACAGCAGACUCGUCGUAAGGCCGUCUUCGUUGCCCUUGCCCGUUUCCCUGCGGAGAUUGUUGGGCAGUUUCUGAGCAUCGCGCUCGGCUCGCUGGCCAACGUGGAGCCUAUCAAAGACGGCGCGCUGGAUCAGUCAGCCGUGGAUAGAUUCUCGGUUGCUCCUAGAAAGCAAGUCGGUUUGUUGAACAUGCUGGAUGAUAUGGUGCACACCCUUGGUAAUCGACUGGAUCGCUACGCAACAAAGAUUGCUGAUGCCGUCCUGCUUUGUCUCCUCAAGGCGACUAAAUCGCACACUGCGUUGGCUGAUGUAGAGGAGGAGAUCACUGCGGAGGAUGAGUCCCUGACUUCCCUCGACCGUGCUAUUCGUCAAGCCGGCUUCCACUGUUUGAUCCAAGUCUUCUCAACUUGUACCGAAGUUUCUUGGUAUAGUUACGCCAAGAUCGUUAUGAGCGAGUUGGUUGGUCCUCGUUUGGAGAAGCUGCCCAUCGAGACCGCACAAUCCGUCUCUGCUUUCCUGCGUCUGUUCUCUACCUGGGCUAGUUCCUUGUCCACCUGCAACUUCUUGACAGACUUCUACCCGGAGACACUCAACGCUGUCGCAGACUGCCUUGUGGUUCCUAGCGCGAAGAACGAAGUCAAAGCAUUCAUCAUCGAGCACAUCAUUGGACGAUUGUUGGAUACCAUCCAGCCUCGCCGGUUCAAGGAUGCCGAGAUGAGCAUCGAUGCCUCUGAGGAGCAGGACAAAGCACGUGCAUCCAUUUUAGGACCUAGAGCAAGUCUGUUCGUUGUGAGACUUGGUACGGUCUUAAGACAGGCUCCCCCUAAGGAUAUUCUCGACUCGAGUGUUUUGUGUGUCUCGCGACUUGCACCAUUGGUCACUGGCGUUGAGAACAUUCGUGAUGUUGUUGACGUCUCUAUCUUCUUGCUCAGUCAACCCUCGAAAACUGUCCACUUCACCACCAAGCGUGAUCUGCUGCAGACAUUGUUCCAUCUCAUUCCUGGAGCCGAGCUUAACAAAGACGAAGAGCGCUUCAGCAAGGUUUACUCAACACUUUGUCCAUUGUUCGGUUACUUCAAAGAUCGCGAAAGCAGAGAACUUCUUGCUGCUGUCGUCAAGCAGUUAGCUGACGAGAGGAAGGAGCUUUCCUACGUCGCUUCCUUGUGUGAGGAUCUCAACUCAUUUUCGACCUCGAGACUUGAUGAGCCCGACUUCGAGCGCCGUGCCAUUGCUUUCAGCACUAUCAAUGAAGAGAAGUAUUCUACCUUCACUGCUAUGCAAUGGCAGCCACUUAUCUACAGCAUGAUGUACUUCAUUAGAGAUAAUGAUGAACUUGCCAUCAGAACUAAUGCCUCCACUACUCUGAGAAGAUUCAUCGAGGUCGCGAGUGUGGAUGGUGAUUUCAGAGACGAAGAGUUCAAGACCUUAACGGUCUCUGGACUCCAUGGUGGUCUUCAGGGCGGUAUGCGCGAUCCUUCUGAGUUGGUCAGGUCUGAAUAUCUUCAAGUCCUGGCCCACAUGAUCAAAAACUUCUCGGCCUGGGAUGCUGUUAACGAUAUGGCGUGUCUGCUUGUCGAAGGUGACGAGGAAGCCUCAUUCUUCAACAAUAUCUUGCACAUCCAGCAACAUCGCAGACUUCGUGCUUUGAGACGUCUUUCUGAGGAGGCCCAUGCUGGUGCCAUCUCAAGCAACAACGUCAGUCUGUUCUUCAUUCCUCUCUUGGAGCACUUCAUCUUCGAUCCUGCUACCGAUGACGGUGCUCAUAACUUGUCCGCCGAAACCAUCAACACUGUUGGAGCUCUUUCUGGAUGUCUGGACUGGAAUCUAUACAGAUCGACCUUGAGGAGAUUUGUCAGCUAUAUCCAGAGCAAGCAGGAUCUCCAGAAAAUCGUGCUCAGAAUUGUCAGUCGCGUUAUUGAUGCUCUGGAUAGAGCUUCCGAGUCCAUCCGUAAGAAGGACACUGUUAUGGAAGUCGAUGGCGAGGCCGAGUCGGUCACUGAUGGUGCUCCUGCACUGAGCCCUCUUGCUGCAACCCUGCCCACAGAGGAGAAGCUAUCUAACGAGAUCAACAAACAGCUCCUGCCACCAUUGACAUCAUUCUUGCAUCUCAAGGAUGAAUCGACUGUCAGUCUGCGUGUACCUGUCGGUGUCGCUGUGGUCAAGCUUAUUCGCGUUCUUCCUGUUGCCGAGCAUGCCCUGAGACUUCCAACGGUACUCAUGGACCUUUGCCAUGUCCUUCGUAGUAAGGCAGCUGAGGCCAGAGACAUGACAAGAAAGACUUUGUCUGAGAUUACUGGUAUUCUUGGCCCAUCGUACUUCCAAUUCGUCAUCAAGGAACUUCGUAGCGCUUUGCAACGUGGUUACCAGCUUCACGUCAUGUCCUUCACCAUGCAUUCUAUCUUGGUUGAUAACAUUGCAUCUCUAGAAGCUGGCGAUCUCGACCACUGUAUUAAUGACAUCAUCGCUGUUGUCAUGGACGAUAUCUUUGGUGUCGCAGGUCAAGAGAAGGAUGCCGAGGAGUACAUCAGUAAGAUGAAAGAAGUCAAGAGCAGCAAGAGUUACGAUUCUGCUGAGUUGAUCGCCAAGAUCACAACCACUUCCCACCUUGGUGACCUGAUCAGACCUAUCCAAUCCUUGCUGCUAGAGAAACUUGAUCUCAAGACUGUCAAGAAGAUUGAUGAACUUCUUCGUCGCAUUGGCCUCGGUACCAGUCAAAACAUGUCCGUCAAGGAUAGAGACAUUCUCAUCUUCGGUUACGAGAUCAUCCAAAAGGUAUACGUCGCUACUGCCGAAGCCAAGGUUCGUCCCGUCAUGGAGGACUACAAGAUCAGAAAGUAUCUCAUUCAGAUGCAAAGCGCAAACAAGUCUGGCAAGAAGGGAGCGACUAGCUCGUACAUCUUCAAGCUCACCAGAUUCGCUUUGGAUCUUGUUCGCGCUGUCUUGGCGAAGCAUGAUGAGAUGAAGACCCCAGCCAACCUUGCAGGCUUCUUGCCUAUUCUUGGUGACGCUUUGAUUGGCGGUCAAGAAGAAGUCCAGAUGGCAUCUGUUCGUCUGCUUACAUCUAUCAUCAGAGUACCUUCGUCACAAAUUGUGUCAAACGGACCAGUCUAUGCGGCAGAGGCCGUAAAGAUUCUCAGAGGUGCUCCUUCCAUGAUCACCGAGUUGGCUCAGUCUUCGUUGAAGCUAAUUUCCGCCAUCCUCCGCGACAGACCUGACAUCAAGAUCAAGGAGAACGACAUGGCCUUUGUGCUCAAGAGAAUCAAGCCUGAUCUCGAAGAGCCCGAUCGUCAAGGUGUCAUCUUCAACUUCCUCAAGGCUGUUGUGGCACGCAAGAUCAUCAUCACAGAAGUCUACGAGGUCAUGGAUUCUGUUGCUGCAAUCAUGGUCACCAACCAGACUCGCAGUGCCAGAGACCUUUCUCGCGGUGUGUACUUUGCAUUCAUGAUGGAGUAUCCUCAAGCUGGCAGUCGCUUGAACAAGCAGAUUGCCUUUUUGGUCCGGAACCUCGAGUACAAGUAUGUCGAGGGAAGACAGUCUGUGCUUGAGCUGUUGCAUCUGUUGUUGGCCAAGACCCAGGGUGAUCUUGUUCAAGAACUCUCGAGCAUGUUGUUCGUGCCGUUGGUUAUGAUGAUGGUCAACGACGACUCUCCCGAAUGUCGUGAGAUGGCUGGAGCAUUGAUCAGCAAGAUCCUUCAGCGUGCAGAUGAAGAGCGCACCAACAAUUUCGUCGCAAUGUUGCGUACAUGGUUGGAACAAGACGAGCAGGUUUUACUUCGUCGUAUUGCUCUGCAGUGCUGGACCAUCUACAUUGGUCACGGCAAGGCAAGUGCUAAGGAAACUUCCUUCCUCUUCAAGCAAGUGUCCAAGCUUCUCAACCCCGACGUUGUGGAGACUGAGGAUUGGGAGUUGCUCUACUAUGCUCUUCAGGCUUUUGCAAAGAUGGCAGAGAUGGCUCCUUCCACUUCACUCGCACCUGCCGCCAAGGCUUCAUGGACGAAUAUCUUCAAGUGUCUUGUUUUCCCGCACGCCUGGGUCAAGCUUUCUGCUGCUCGCCUCCUUGGUUUGCUGUUUGCAGAUAUGGGUAACAGUGCUUCCAAGACUGACGAAGGCCUUGCUGCUUUGCCUCUUUAUACAAACAGUAAGAUGGAUAUCACGGCUAAGGAGUUGCACGAGUUGUGCGCUGCUGGUCUGAGAACCCUUCGUUUCAGCAAUGUUAGCGAACAGCUGGUUGGUCAAACCGUACGCAACCUGAUCUUCCUUGGUCGCUGCUACAGCGCCAACGACGUAGACUGGGUACACCCAACUCCCUUCACCAGAAACGGCGUCACCGCCCGCAAUAACACUGAAGAAGAAAAUGAUGAAGAGGAAGAAGAAGACGAGGCCGCCGGCGCUGAAGACGAAGAAGAAGACACCGAUAAAGCCACCCCAACAUCCGCCCUCCACCAUCUCCUGUCUCGCCUCGCCGCGCUCAUCCGCCGCGACGACGGCGCCCCCACCGCCUCCGUCCUCAGCGCAAAAACCGGCGCCCUCCAAGCCCUAGCCUCCCUCUGCAAUAUCCUUCCCUCCACCGCCAUAACACCCUCCCUCUCUUCCAUCCUCACACCUCUCUACCUCCUCACCGACCCCACAAUAGCCGCUCCCCGCCUCGCAACCGAACCACUUCAAAAGGCAUACCAAGACCUAAAAGCCUUGGCCACUGAAGUAUCUUCCCUGCUACAAAAGAAGCUAGGAAGCACAGAAUACGUGGUUGCGAUGAGAGGAGUACAAGAAAGAGUUCGCGGCAAGAGAGAAGAAAGAAGAAGAAAGAGGAGAAUUGAAGCUGUCAGUCAGCCUGUCAAAUAUGCGGCUGACAAGAGGAGGAAGCAUGAUGUUACAAAGGCAAGGAGAAAGGAGAAGAGUGCCGAGGAAAGAGGUAAGAGAAGAGGAUGGUAG